Molecule: messenger RNA, 15378 nt
Organism: Hippoglossus stenolepis (Pacific halibut)
Lineage: Eukaryota; Metazoa; Chordata; Actinopteri; Pleuronectiformes; Pleuronectidae
Gene: sbno2b
Product: protein strawberry notch homolog 2
Exons: 29
Coding region: 7325-12070 (1581 amino acids)
Biological process (GO): regulation of DNA-templated transcription
Cellular component (GO): nucleus
Molecular function (GO): histone binding; chromatin DNA binding
Source: RefSeq, a predicted model, not a curated record
CACACACUGUAUUGACAACAAGCGGCCACACAAACACACUCAACUCACCUACUCAAACACCGGUUACCACUCCUCCCACCCUCCUCUUUCAUCUUGUCCCCCAUAAGUAUUCAGCUCAGCUUAAUUUACCAUCGAGCAGUCUGAUUAAAGCCUAGUGUUGUCUAGACGACUGCAGCGGUACCUGCCCCGUUCCUGUCAAGGCAUGUCAUUAAUAAGACCCUGCAGUUUUACUUUCUUCUACACCUCCACAGCGCAUCUUCAGAAGUCAGUGUUAUUUUCAGUCACGCUUGGAUUGAGUCCACAAAGUGAGAUAUGUUUCAGGAGCCAGUUGAAGAUGUAAGACUGUGUCUUGAAGCUCUUUUGAAUAAUUUGAUGUCUUUAGGAUUAACUCUGUUUAGGGAAUAUACUGUAAGAAAAGAACAUUUAUUCCAGGAUGUGAAAUGUUUGAUAUCGGCAGUGAAAUAAAAGUGCAGCCUUCUCCUCUUUCAAAUAUUUACCCCCCUCCCCCCAGCUGGUUUAUAUCCAUCAUUUGCAUUUUUUAUAUCUGUGCACUUUUGUGUCCAUACAGCCAAUUUCUUAUAGUUAGCAUUGUAUGAAUAGCAGCCAAUUGUAAUGACACAGACCAGUGACUUUCUAAUCUGAGGCAUAUUUGGGCUGAGUUGAUGAGCGCCAUUAUGGAAGCAUAUAAAAACACAAUAUGCUAUGAUAAUGAGUUUUAAAGAGGGGCAGUCAUGGGUUACAAGGCAGAGUGGCAGUAUCCCCCUCAUGAUUAUCCUGUCUGACAGGAGAAAAGGCAAAGCAAUUAGGGGUUGGUUCAACACAAGGCCAAAGCAGUAAAUAAUAAGAGAACGGGAGCAAGAGAAAGGGCAUUUCUUACCUUAAUUAUGCAUUUUUAUGGCUUUUCACUGAAUAAUAAAACAUUUUCCUAUUCUAUCACUUUAAACUGCUGUUGACCUGGAUUUUAUGUCCCCACAAAUUCAAAAUGUUGUGUAAAGUUUAUUUCUUGUUCACAGAGCAGAUGUGAGGUCACAUUUAACACUAAUUGUAGCUUGAAUAAAAAGUGUUAAGGUUCAAAGUAAACCCGACAUGGUUUCUUAGAAUACAGGUUCCUGCGAAGUUAUUUGUUUGUGCUUUUAGGACAACAGACUCAAUUCCAUUCAUGUCAGAUCAGCACCCCUCGGACAAACAUCUGAAAACCCCAGCAAAUAAAAGUGAAACCACUGAUAUCUCUAUGACUAGAUACCACUUGGUAAAAGUGCAAAGAUCCUCAGCUCAGUUUAGCCCAUCAAAAUAGAAACUGAAAGGUCAUUCUACAGGAUUACAUCACACACUUAUAUAGAACUGUUAUAUAGUUCAUUAUCAGUCAUAAAACUGAUAAAACAACUUAUUAACAUUGUUGUAUCUAUACAACUCAGAGGUUGCUUAAACACUUAUCAAAUGAGGCAAAUUCAAAUAAAGUGAUUUUCCUUCAGCUUGUGACAGAGCUUUUUAUGCCUCUUUGAUAACUAUGGCCAGAUGCCUUAUGCUGUCUGGUUGUCACAAACAUUUACUUGGACUAAAACAUUAACUGAUGUCAAGUUCACGGUGAACUCACAAAACACAUUUGUGGUCAUAACUUGUGAACUAUGACAAAAUACAUUGAUAAGGUGGGGAGAUUUUAUAUCCAAGAGAUCAACUUCACUGUGACAUAUUGAGUCACAUAAAGACAUUUCAAACACAUAAUUCAGAAACAGAUGGAAGAGUCUGUGCACAACAUCCAUAUUGAGAACAUUCCAGAGUCUUAACUGUGUGUAGAUGAGUGUGACACACAUAGAUUUAAACUGAAACUUGACUGGCUGGCAGAGGCAUACAACUGGGAGGCAGUGAUUCUACUUUGUCUCUUGCAGCCUAAGUGUUUGGUAAAAGCUCAAAUCAAAAUUGUGGAAUUUAUUCAACUUGAUGUUAAGCAAGAUUUUGCCAAGUUAAGUCCUUACAGGUAUGCAUUAGUAUGUCUGACACAGGAAUGCUUGCAAGAAGAAGUGUUGAUUCUGGACCGAAUUGUAAACUCAUUCUCACACCAAUUUAAGUUAAAAAUCAUUGGACAUUAUCAGGUGCUGCUAGUCCUUUGUUAACUUUUGACGUCCAUUUUGAAGCUGUAUCAAACAUAUUUGUUCAUCCAGAGUUUGUUGCUUAGGCAAAUGUCCAACCAUUUCUAUUAACAUGUGAUGUAGUUAAUAAUCAGCAACAGUUCAAAAAAAGUGAUUGAAGUGAUAGGAAAAUGGUUUAUUAUAAGCUGCGAGAGGUUUCAUGAACAAAGGCUACACAUGAUGGCUUUGUACACAAGGGAGUGAUGUCAUCACGUGUGUGGUGCACGGGCAUGAACUCUCUGAUUCACGUGGGAUUCCCCUAGUUUUCCAUCUGCCUGUCUUAGCACAUCUGGUUAUCGUCCCUACAGGUAAUUACAGGAGUUCAUGAUUAUGUGAUACAUGCUGGACGUUAUCAUCUCCGUACAUAUUCAGAAAGGUUUUAUGUGACAGUUGAAAUUUAUGCUUGGUUUGGUUUUAAGUAGCUCCUUCAUUAUUGGAGCAUUCAUGAGCAGCAAGUUUGGUUGCAUGGUACUGGAGACGUGUAAUUUUAUUUUGUCUGUGUGAGUGAGUGUGAGGGAGAAAGACGUUGUUGUGCUUGUGUUGUGCUUUCUCAGCUGUUCUUUCUGGUUUUGGUUUUGGUCACUCCCUGCCAUGUGAGGCAUGCAGAGAAAAUGUAAGUCACGGGGUCAUCGUGACUAAUCCACUGCCUCACACUCAGCCCCCUAUUUCCUUCUACAUUUUCCCCAUCACAUCACAUCACAUGGCGACCCUGCCUUACUACAUCUUAAUAUAUCCAUGAUCAGAAAGCAGGAUUUCUUGUCUUGUUUGUGGCGUUGAACCAUGACAGAAGACAUUUGACCAAGUGCAACUGGGUAGAAUUUUUGAUGUGAUUAUUUUUGCGAUUAUUUGUCCCAUGACUGCCAUGUUUACUUCAGCUGUUGAGUCACUUUGGUUCGCACGGCCUAACGACUUUGUUUAUGCAUUUCAACUGAGCUCUGUUGGAAUAUCCUCAUAUUGUAAGGAAACCCACCGCUGUCGCAUGUGGACAGGAUGUCCUUUUCUAGAUUGCCGGUAACUUGAAAAUAAGAGCCAAAUGUUUGUUUGUGUUAGAUUUAAUAAACUUCCCUUUGAGACUCCAUAUCCCAACGAAUAUCAGUCAAUUACAAUACAUUAGCUAACAAUUGGAAUGGAAUACAUGGCUACUAUACAAGGAUAUGGAUGAGAUUAAUGCCCCACAUUUUUUUGAUAAUUUUUUUGGGCUGAAUGUCCCAAUUACAUCCUAAUAGAAAUGUCCACAGAAAGGUUUUUGUCCUUAUGAGGUGUCAAGUUGCAAGUAAUUUAUGCAUGUUAUAAGAUAUUCAUUCAUAUUCACUUCAAGUGACUUAACUUCUAUAGAUGUUUAUAUUUUAUUUCUUUUCAAUUGUAUAGAUAGUUAGAAAAUGGCUCUAUGAAGUUACUGACAAAGUAAUUGAUCAGUGAUAUGUCAGACUCAGAACUAAACUUCCCCAGAAAUAACAGUCACACAUUAAACUACUAGGUAACCUAGGAGCCCAUAAAAUAAAGCGUUAUCUAAACACUCGGCCAAGAUCAAUGGAAACUUUGACAAAACAAAACUGUGGCGUCAUCAUGUUUGCAGAUCUUGGUGCGUUCACACCCCACCAUCACACUAGUGAUGCUUUUUUUGCCCUUACUAGAGGGACUAGUAAAGGCCAAAAUGUCCACUACAAGUUAUACAUUUGGGGUCCAAAAUUAUCACUAGUCAUACCAAUGGUGCUAAAUGCAAAUCAGAAGACAGGAAGGGGUCAUAAAUUGAGGCUUCCUAUUGGUUGUCCAGAAAAAAAUCCAUCCGGCUCAAAUUUACUGUGUUUACUGCUGGCUCGGCAUUCCCUGUCAUAAAUGAAUCAUAAAUUAAGAGUUAAACAAGAGAAAUAAAAUUACAUAAAAAAACAAGUUAAAAACAAACCAUAAAGAGGCUUUCCAGCACCCAGUUUGGAAACUUGCCAAUCACAAUCCUUGCCCCGCCUACAUCAUUUGCAUGGAGUCCACUAGUUACACCAGUGACGCGUUUUUGACGUUACUAGUGUAACUAGUGAGGCUAACAACGUCCAAUAGUUACACUAGUGCCGUGUUUGACCUUACCAGUUGUACUUUGUAUGUUAUCUCGACGCACACAAAAUUCAGGUCAUGUUGGGUGUGAACUCACCAAGUCUAUUGACAUAGACAUACUCACCUUUGCAUCAAUUAUGCUAGUCUUCUUCUUUGGAAUUAGAACCGCUCUAUUUGCUAAAUACUGUACAUAAUCAUAUCAAUAUCAUCAUGAAUUUGUCUUCAGCCUUUUACCAAGCUGCAGAUUAAAGUUUAACCAAGCUGGAGAUUAAAGUUCAAUGUCUUUAUCAAAGGUGAUUGCAUUACUAUAUCCACAAAAGAUUGUACAUGUUGUUAAAGGGGGUGAGAUUCCCUGAGCACCCAUGUCGUCAAGAAAACAUACAUCUCUCCAUGGAAAAACUCAUUUAAUCACAGUGUAUGGUAAAUGCUAAAGUUCACUGAUUCCAGUAAUGUAUGCAUUUAAGAAUACCUUUGCAGUUACACAGACUAUAGCUCAUCCAUCAUCAUAACCAUAUUGUGCAGACAAGCAAAGUUGAACUCAAACGAUCCAAAACAAAUUCAGAAUCCAAUGGCCAAUGAUACACUAUAUGUAUCAUACUGGAUUUACAAGGAAAUCUUUAAAAAAUAUGCACAUUAUAUCGAGAAAUGUCCAGUUGAUUCAUAGACAAAAACAUUUUUUUAAACGUUGAAGGUAACUGAAAGAACCUUGUUUCUCUGGCUUUACCAGCACUGAAUAUUAUGUUGUUUUUCUUGAUUUAUUUCUUCCCGUAAGCAAAUCAUAAAACCAAUCAGUUACUUCCUUGUAAGACACCAGCAGUAAUUUGAAUGGCCCAGUUUACAAGGGGAAGUUAAAGGUUAAUUUGAAGAGAUGUCAAUGGCUGCACUGUUUUCUGUAAGGGUGUGUGCUCCACCUGAUCUAAUCUAACUGCUCUUUUAUUUACAUUGCCAGUUGCACAUUUGCAAUUUUGAGACAUGGGUAAAAUCUGGAGAAUUGGCUUCAGAGUUUACCCACAGUUUGCCUUUCACACAUGCACAGCACAGCGGGAGGUUCUCUGCAUUAUUCAGGCGAGAGGUGGAGCAGCCGGGUGCAGCAGACAGAGGCAGAAAGUGACGUAUUCACGCCACUGCAGAGACCACGUGGUUUUCUUUACAACACAGACACCAGUUCUUAUCACCAUAAACUCUCUAGACAUCUUCGUCUGUGUCUUCUGUGUGUGCCACCGCCUUUUCACCUGGAGAUUUAUACUAAGAGGCCAGGGGGAUAAAGUUCGCAGAAGGUGUGGAGCGUCUCACUCAGAGUAAAGAGGUUUUUGCAAAGCAACAGGAGAACAUACCGAAUGUGCCCCAUACAACAAGGCUGCUGUAAUGCAUUAUUUCUGUUUGUGUGAAGUCAUGAUGUGAAGGGUGGGUUCUUCUUACUUUGGGCUGUGAUGCAAUAAGGUCUGUGUCUGUGUGUUUGUAUGUUUGUAUUCUAAAGCAGCUCAUCAAUGAUUCAUCCCUCCUCAGUGACCCGCUAUGUCCCACUAACACACACUCGCACAAAUGCACACAUACACACAUUAUUCAGAGGAUUCCCACUCACAUGAUGACACCAUGGUCAGGCGCCACUCCGUCUCUGGCAGUUUCCAGCAGAGAUGGACCUUACAGUACCUCAACAUGCCGGCUUGAUAUCAUUAUUCCUGGAAGCUGAGUGUGCAAAUGGACCCCUCCAUCUAAUCCACCCACGGGAGAAAUAAAUCACAUUAUUUCUGUUUUUAAAUUCAACAAAUGUCCUCAUUUAUGUCAGUCUCCUAAACAGUUAACAUUCUUUUAAUAUCAGAAAAACUGACGUUACAUCAUUGUAUUAGAUCAACAUCUUGGAUUUGUUGAAAGAACCCAUUUGCCAUCAGAUUCCCAGAAUAUUAUAUUUUUUCAACAACCGCGUCCAGAGUUCCAGUAAGCGGGAAUGUCAAUCUGCGAUGAGGUAUUUCAGUAUACUUAUGCACAGACACAAGUACUGGCUGACGCCCGGGAUCCCCUUUGAAUUGGCACAUUUGCUGCUAGCACUUGACCUGGUAAUCCAUUUCUGAACACUACAGCUGUCUUCUUGUUAUUUUCAGCUGUCUAUAAAGUUUGAGGGGAACCGCUACUGGCCAACUUUGUGAAAACACAAUCAAUUUGCCUGUUAAAUUUAUUUUGGUGCCAAUCAACACAACAGAGCAGAAUUAAUUUGAGAAUGUUUUGACAGGUGAAUAGACACCUCACAAUAACACAUUAAAAUUCUCUUAAGUGACAAAUGACAAGUGACAAAAUUUCCUGGAUUAUCCAGAUUACUUUCUUUGUUUUGUUCUGAUCAGCUAUUACACCUCUGAUCUAUAGAUCAUAAUAUUUAUCAGUAAUUGUUGUUAGAGCAGAAGUCCUGCAAUUGACACUGCACAGAAAGACAUGAGGCAGAGUAUGAAGUAAGACAGACAGCCACGUAGGGAGUCAAUCUCUAAAUAUAAUAAUCAUUAAAUAGUGGCCCAAGCCCAUUAAACAUAGCAGUAAGCAGGGGGGUGUGAGGAGCGGCCAGGUCCAGAGCACAAAACUGUUUACACUACAAAUGCGGUUGAGUUACACCAUGUACAGUAAAAGGGGCCCGACUGCCAGUAACUCUAGUCACUUACCAACAAAAGCAUCAUUUCCUGAAAGCUCCUCCCCUCCUCCCUCCCUCUUCUCCCCACCUCUCCCCUCCUCUCCCCUCCCCUGCGCUCUCACUCACUCCCCAACCACCUUUUCUGUGCUCUGAGGAACUAGUCCUCAAACACUAUGACUAAGCCCGCUAUGCAAACGCCCGACUGUCCUACAGAAGCAGGAAGCAUGUUUUAGACUUGCCCGUGUCUCUGCUUUGUGACAGCAACAGAGUUGGGUCUGAUGUGUGUGAGCUCAUUGCCCAGAGAGCGUUCACCUGCGGCAGAGAGGCAGAUGUGGGUUUUGAACCAGAGAGGAACUGUGAAAGGGCUAGAGAGGCUCCACUGUUGGGCUGGAGUGUAUCAGCUGUAGGGUGAAUGCCAACACUUUGACCAACACAUGGAAGAGGCUCUUGCAUUCAGGGAUUUAAGGUGAAGCGGGAGAGUAUUUGUGUGUGUGUGUGUGUGUUUUACCCCCCCACACACACUGCAGCGUUUGGACCCAUGUCUCUCAUGCAGUUCUGGACUAAAUUGUAUUCACAGCUGGGACGACCACUUCCCAAGGACCUGUCCUGCAUUGAUGACCUCUCCACAAACUCUUUGUUCUCCUCACCGGCCGACUCGCUGUCGGAGUAUGCCGAUGCCCAGUCCUUCAUCAGCACAGAUAACCUGGACACGGUGCCCACCCUCUGGGACGUCAGCACUAGUACCACCACCACACCAGCACAAAGCCAGCUAGAGCAGAAUGGCAGCAGCAGGUUUCAUGGCUUGGCCAGUUUGGAUGAUAUAACUGCUAUUAUCAGCACCCCACCUUUAGGAGGAUUUCAGGCUAAGAGAACUCAGACUCCACCAGAGGAGGAAGAGGAUGCUGAGGAAGAGGAGACGGAGGAACUGGGACAUGUAGACACAUAUGCUGAGUACAGACCUUCGAAAUCCACCAUAGGAAUUUCUCAUCCUGACAUAGUGGUGGAGACCAACACACUAUCCAGUGUCCCUCCUCCUGACAUCACAUACACUCUCUCUAUCCCAGAGUCGACUAUUAACUGCGGCUUUCUGUCCGCUCUGCAACUAGAGGCCAUCAUCUAUGCCUGCCAGCAACACGAGGUGAUCCUUCAGAACAACCAGAGAGCAGGCUUCCUGAUCGGAGAUGGGGCAGGGGUCGGAAAGGGUCGCACUGUGGCAGGAAUCAUCCUGGAGAAUUACCUUAAGGGAAGAAAGAAAGCACUGUGGUUCAGCAUAUCCAAUGAUCUGAAAUUUGAUGCAGAGAGAGAUUUCAAAGACAUAGAUGCACCAAUUAUUCCUGUGCAUGCCUUAAACAAGAUAAAGUAUGGAGACACAGCUACCUCAGAAGGAGUCCUGUUUGCAACUUACUCUGCGCUGAUAGGAGAGAGCCAAGCAGGAGGGCAGCGGCGGACGAGAAUUAAACAGAUCCUGGACUGGUGCAAGCCAGACUUUGAUGGAGUUAUUAUUUUUGAUGAAUGCCACAAAGCCAAGAAUGCCACAUCCACAAAGAUGGGCAAGGCAGUGCUUGACCUGCAAAACAAGCUGCCACGGGCCAGAGUGGUGUAUGCCAGUGCCACAGGUGCCUCUGAGCCAAAGAACAUGAUCUAUAUGAGCCGCCUGGGAAUCUGGGGUGAGGGCACGCCCUUCAGAGCAUUCGAUGACUUCCUGCACACCAUCGAGAAGAGAGGUGUCGGGGCCAUGGAGAUUGUUGCCAUGGACAUGAAAGUGAGCGGCAUGUACAUUGCCAGGCAGCUGAGCUUCUCAGGGGUAUCUUUCCGCGUUGAAGAGAUCAGACUGGACAGUGACUUCAAACUGGUUUAUAACAAAGCUGCCAAACUGUGGGCAGAGGCAUUGCAAGUUUUCUUGCGUGCAGCGGAUGAGCUGGGCCUGGUUAGCAGGAAGUCUCUGUGGGGGCAGUUCUGGUCGUCUCACCAACGCUUCUUCAAAUACCUCUGCAUCGCUGCCAAGGUCCGCUGCCUGGUGGAGCUGGCCCAAAAGGAUCUGCUGGCCGGAAAGUGCAUCGUUGUUGGCCUUCAGUCGACCGGAGAGUCUCGCACCAGAGAAGUCCUGGAUGAGAAUGAUGGACAGCUGGACAGAUUUGUCUCUGCAGCAGAGGGAGUAUUCCAGUCUCUGGUAUCGAAACAUUUCCCUUCAGAGAAACAGAGGAGAGAGAAGGCACCAGGCAAUAAGAGAAAACGGAAGCCUAGGGGGCGCCACCACAAGGUACCCAAGCACACGGUGGACAGCGGCGGCGUGAUCAACAUCACUGAUGACAGUAGUAGUGACUCCGACGGCAUGGACACAGACUCCAACUCCUCACCCGACUCCCUGCUGGACAACGAUGAUGUGAUCUUUGUGAACCACACUAGCUGCCAGACAGCGAGGAUAGAGGAGAUGAAGCAGGGCCUCCUCAACAAAAUAUCCCAGCUGGGAAAAGAACUACCUCUCAACACCUUGGAUGAGCUCAUAGAUAAGUUUGGCGGACCAGAUAAAGUCUCAGAGAUGACCGGUCGUAAGGGUCGCGUGGUUCGGCGUCCUGAUGGCAGCGUCCGUUAUGAGUCACGGGCUGAGCAGGGUCUCACCAUCGACCACAUCAACUUAAAGGAAAAAGACCGCUUCAUGAGUGGAGAAAAGUGUGUUGCUAUCAUCUCAGAGGCAGCCAGCUCUGGGAUUUCCCUGCAGGCGGACAAGCGAAUUAAAAACCAGAGGCGCAGGGUCCACAUGACCCUGGAGCUGCCGUGGAGCGCAGACAGAGCUAUUCAGCAGUUUGGUCGCACCCAUCGGUCCAAUCAGGUGACGGCCCCAGAGUACAUCUUCCUCAUCUCAGAGUUGGCGGGGGAGAGACGUUUUGCCUCCAUUGUGGCAAAGAGACUAGAGAGCCUGGGGGCUUUAACACACGGAGACAGAAGAGCCACUGAAUCCAGAGACCUGAGCAAGUACAAUUUUGAAAACAAGUACGGUACCAAGGCUUUGGAUAAGAUCACCAAAGCAAUCCUAGGCCACAUAGAGAACAAAGUGCCCCCUCCCAAAGGUUACCCAGGGGGUGAGGCCAUCUUCUUCAGAGACAUGAAACUUGGAAUGAUGGAUGUAGGAAUUUUUUGUAAGGAGCAGCGCUUUGGGAUCAAUACAGAGAAAGACUGCAGCAUCACCAAGUUCCUCAAUCGUAUCCUGGGCCUGGAGGUCCACAAGCAGAACUAUCUCUUCCAGUACUUCACUGAUAACUUCGAUUAUCUAAUCGAGAAGGACAAGAAGGAGGGCAAAUACGACAUGGGAAUCUUAGACCUGGCCCCAGGUAAUGACGAGAUCUAUGAGGAGAAGCAGGAAUCUUUCCUGACAGUUGGAAACCCUCAGGAUGGACAGGUUGUUCUCUAUAAGAUCAGUGUGGACAGAGGUUUGCCCUGGGAAGAGGCCUACAACAGGUCACUGAAGCUCAACAGCCCCGAUGAGGGAUUCUACCUGUCCCAGAAGCUGCGAGGAAACCACCCAUGUGUGCUGCUGGCUGAGCAAGGAAGAGGCAAGAACUUCAUUGUCUUCAAGCCUAACAUCGGCAAGCAGAGCCACCCAGAGAGCCUGGACAACCUACACCAACGUUACCGGAAGGUGACUCCGGAGGAAGCCAGAGACAUUUGGGAAAACCAGUUCACCUUCUCCUUCAAGAAGUGUAGCCAUGCCAACUGGAAUGGGAAGUGUAAGAAAAUUGAGGAAGGCCAAGAGUGUCUGCAGGGCAUGCGCCUGCGUCAGUACCACAUGUUGUGUGGUGCUCUACUGCGCGUGUGGAAGCGUGUGUCCGACGUGGUGUCUGACAUCACCAGCUCCAGCAUCUUGCAGAUUGUCCGUCUUAGAACUAAGCAGCACAACAAGCAAGUCGGUAUCAAGAUCCCAGAGAACUGCGUGGCCCGUGUGCGGGAGGAGCUAUUGCUAAUGGACGAGGAGGUGAAGAGGAGGCGAAAGGAGAAGGAGCAGCAGGCCGCGGAGCAGCGGCUGGCCGAGGAGCGCAUGCGUAAAAUGGAGCAGGAUAACAAGCACCUCCUGGCGAAUCUGUUCAACCAGAAGCCCAUGCUUAACCAGUCCCUCCCUCAGCCUCUCAGCCAGAGCCAGCUCCUCAAACUGAAACUGAACCAAAGCCCUCUAUUGAGGACACAAACUGGGAGCUUCCCUCAGCUGCAGAGAAUGCCAGGCCAGAGCCAGUCCACCUUACAGCCCCCCUCCCAGAACUUACCCCUGUUGUCCUUACAGCGAAAUCCCAGCCAAACGCAGCAGCAGCAACAACGGACCCAUAACAGCUGGCCCAACAAUCCCACCACAACCAACAACAACCAGGGACCUCUGCCCAACGCCGUUAGCCUCAGCUCAAAUUUCUCUCAGUUUUACCCCCAGUCUUUCCUUUCCUCUUUUCCACAGCUGAAGAACCCGUCUCUUCCACUCAAUCAGGCCACGCUGUCUCAAAGCUUGUCUUCCAAGAAUCCCCUGAAUGAGAUCUUGGACCUGACUGUCAGCUCCCCGUCGCCCUCCCCAGACAGCACGGAGGGCGGGCUGGCUCUUGAAACUCUGGCCGGACACGCAGCAGCAUUCGAAUUUAACCUGGAGUCUCUGAUUUCCCAGAGUGCAUUGAAUGCUCAGCACGCUGCACAAAUACAGCAGCCUCUUUUGCUACAACAACAACAACAGCAGCAGCACCAGCAGCAGCAACAUCUGCAGGUGACACAGCAGCAGCAGCAGCAGCAGCAGCAGCAGCAGCAGCAGCAACAACAACAUCUACAGGCGACACAGCAGCAGCAGCAACCACAGCAUCUGCAGACGACGCAGCAGCAGAAUCACAGCCUGCUCGCCAAUAACCACCAUCAGAACCUGUUAGAUUUAUUUGACGUGCCCCUUUCUCCCCAGAUGCCCCAGCAGAAAGUCAGCCCUUCAUCCUCUGCUUCCUCCUGCUCUUCCUCCACGUCCUCCGCCUCGUCUGUGUCAAACAACCUGGUCUCUCACGUGCCCGGUGGUCUCCCGCCUGCAUCCACCCUCAUCCCAACAUCAUCCCCCUCUUCUCUCUUCUCCAACCCGUCCUCCUCUUCUUCUCUGUUUCCCAGCCCUUCCCCCUGCUUCUCUCCCUCCUUUCUCCUCACCCAGUCGGACUCUCUGUCCUUACCCAACGGCCAGUGCAGUUCUGCCACUCUCGACGUCCGCGAGGCGCUGAACAGCAUGCUACAGGCCAGUCUAGACCGCAAGUCUGUCAUCCAGUACCUGCCACAAGACUGAGAGCUUAGUUAUGUCAACAGCUCGGACUGUGUUUUUCUUAAAGUAUUUUUAUGUUUGAAAGCAGAUUGCGUCUUGUUUGCUGCUGUCUAUGAUCGCACCCUCGGACCUAUUCCCUCUCCCCUCAGGGCCUAUAGUCACGUCACUGCCUGUCCUGCGCUCUGCUCACCCCUCUCUCUACCCACCUGUAGCAUUCACCUGCUUGAGGCUGUCGAGGUGAUGGCGGGCUCGAUCAAUACCAGAUUUCUACACCAAAGUGUGUCCUCCACAGGGAAAGGCAGCUGUUAAAAGAAAAGUGAAACAAAAACAAAAACCAUGUGAUAACUGUAUUUUAUUGAACAUACGAGCUGUCCAAACAAAAGCUCAUUCAUCGAGGUGUGGAAAUUUUAAAAAUAAAACCUCCCGCUGCUGAUUCUUUUGUACGAGGUAUGAUCAGCGAAGUUGCUGGAAGCUCGAAAUGCCUUUCCCCAGUUAACACCACAUCUUUUUCGACUUUGCUUUACUGUUACUUCGCUUCUCGGCCAUUUGUCUUGGCUAAAUCAAGGCUGUAUGCAAGGCUUGGUUUAAGUGAAAACAAAAGACAGUGUUGAACUGGAAGACGAGGAGACAAAAAAACAGAAACACAUCAAAUCUGUUAGCUGAUUAGCCAUGAAAUGCCUCAGUUUUCAUUCUCUCCUCUACGAGCGCCCUCUUGUUUCUCUCCCUGCUUGUAUGAACACUAGAGUGAGGAAAAAGGGAGAGGAAGAGCAGUCUGCUGUUGCAAACAGUGCCUUUGGAGAAAUCUAUAAAUGCAGUCUAAAAAUCCAUGUAGCCUAAUGUAUAGAUUUGUAUUUUUGAGCAUUGGUUUUGAUUUUUAUUUAAUAUGGUGUCUUUCUAUUUAACUAUUAGCCCCCCCUUUAGUCAGUCGUUCAUCGUUUGUGUUACACUAUGCUGGUGGCGGCUUUCAGGAAGAAGCCUCCAUCAAGCCUGUAUGUGCUUGUUUGAUGGUCUGUGGAGCUGUGACAAUGUGCUGGGAGCUCAGUAUGGCACAAACAAGUCGAGCAGCGUUGAUAAAGAAAAUGUCUCUUUUGUUGUUUCUUUUUUAAAGCUGACAGUAACAUUUAGCGAUAUGACUCCUGAUUUGAUUUGGCUUUGAAUUUCUCAGGAAAGUCUCAAGUGUUUUUGUUGGGUUGUUUCAUGUGUCAUUUUUCAUAUAUGAUGAAAAAUUUACAUAGUUUCAGUCUUGAAUUACAGAGGAUGACAAAGAGUUUAAAUUCUCUCUAGGUUAAAAAAAGAAAACCCUGUUGUUUUUUUAACUCUUUGACAGUAGCAACAAGUUACACUGGGUUCAGGAAGAGUUCAACAAAAAACAAAUAUCUAUGGAAACUUGUUUCAAUUUCAGGCAUUACUGCUCUAAAAAACUACAUUUGACACGUGUAGACUUGUAAUGUUCACUGUCUUUAAAAUUAGGUAUUCAAAAACCUGUGAGAUCUGGCCAUCUACGAGUGAAAUCGAUGCACUGUUAAUGACAAGAUGUUGGGAUACGUUCAAGUGAUGAUCAAAAAGCAAUAAAACCAUAUUCUACAUUUGAGAUGGAACAGAAAAGCCUCAUUACUGUUAAAGCUCAACAGGCAAAGCUUUAUAGCUACGUUCGCAUGGUAUGAAUCUUCUUUUUCUGUUGUGCUUCAAAGUCUUUCAGUUAAUCAGAGUCAACCUUUGUACAGUGAGUUUUCACGGGAUGAGCGCAAUGCGUUCUUGAUGUUUUAGUCAUCGUUAUUAUAAAAGUUAUUGUUAUUUAUAUUUAAGGGAAAUUUAGAUUUUAGAUAUGUUAUUCUGCUUAUUAGAAUAGUUUAAAAAAAUGUUUGGUCAGGGACGUUUGUUGUUGUCAAGAUUGCUAUAAAACAAAUUCUAUUAUAACCUGCCACCAAAUAAGAUUGCACUGUUCUGUACUGCUGUACAGUGUCUGGAUUUAUUUCUACUCAUUUCAUUAUGCUUUUUUUUGUUGUUUCCUCAAGUAUAAUUGUUUCUCCAACUUCUUCUGUCCUUCUGUCAGGCCUUCAGUUCACAGAGAGAUACCAAAGUAUUCCACGAGACACCCCUAAAGUUACUGGCUCUAAGAUAUCAGACCUUUUAUCAAUCUCAGGAAGAAAAACCUAUAAGAGGUUUAACAGCGGGGCGUUAGUAGAAAUAUAUCAUUUCCCCCUAAUAACAAGUGGUGAAACUAACCAAUACACGUGCUGUUUUUUCUUAACUUUGUGCUGUGACUCUUGCUGUAUUUAUGUUUUAGACUUAAUGUGAUGGGUUUGUAGUUUGUCCUUGUGAAGAUGUCAGUGAUUUUACAUGUUUAUGCCUUCUUAGGGCAAAGAUCAAAUGCUGUUUCUUUUUUAAGGAACAUGAUUUUUCUGUGGAUGUUUUCAUUUCUUUUUUUUUUCCUCGUUACCUUUUGCAGUCAUCGGACGUUUAAUUCCUGUUGAAGCUCACAGAGUUUUGAGUCGAUGUGCACCCAGGUUAUACUGAAACGUGCAAUUGAUCAGUCGCAGCCUUUUCUCUCUCCCUCAGUGUAACAGCGGUUUAGGUUCAGAGUGACUCACUCACUCACAGUAUCACAUAUACACGCCAAUGUUUUUUUUUUUUAUUGCAGAUUCUUGAAGUAGCCCGUUUUCCUCGUACCCUUGUUAAUUUUGCUUUCAAUAUUCCUCAUCAGGCACAUUCCAAGACAUCAGUCUGCAAAAGAUUUGCCUUCGACUCUGUGUGUUACAGUCACACAAAUAAAGCUUUAUGCAUUUGAGGGAUACGGAGCAUCUUUAGGAAGAAAAAUCUUUUUUUUUAAACAAACCAUGUAUUAGUGUAGUUAGGCCUUUUAUCAUUUAGGUAUAAUUUUUGCACUAAGAAUGGCAUAAUCAAGUUACUGUUCUCUUGUUGGUUAUGAUUGAGCGUUGCAAGCUUGUUGUGUUUCUUAUCUUCGAUGGAUUGCUCUGUGUAUAGUGUAACCAUCUCUCCCGUUUCUCCACCAUUUGCAUAUUAUAUAAAUGUUAUUACUCUCAAAUAAUUUAUUGCUAACAAAAAAAUGAAACAAAAAACAUGCUACUGAUUGUAUGUAUUUUUAAACAAAGCCUAUUUUUUCUGUACAAAAAAGAAACUGUGUUCAGCACUUUUAUUCUGGGUUGUGCUUUUGUUUUCUAUAUAUUUAUAAUUUAGAUCCAAAUGUAUAUAUUGUAAAAUUUGUGCCUUUCGACUAAUUCUUUAAAAAGGUUUUCUACUCAUUAAAGGAAGGACUAUAUGAAAUUGCAAUCUUAACUUUGUAAACAAAUAAAAACUUGAAGAUUGCUGAA